CAAUCCAUGUAAUAACGGCGAACAUAAUAAGAGGCGCGAAAUUGGUGUAUGUUAUCGAAUUGUUUUUUUUUUUACAAUAAUCUUAUUACUUAUAAAUGAUAUUAUCUUUCCGAGAAUUGCAAACCAAAGAUGUCUAAGGAUAUUCGAUCGUUUUUCAAGCCUCAGAAAGUGAAAAAGCCAAAAGCAGAAGACGAUGUUGAUGUUAUACCAGAAUCUCCUGAUGUUGAAAUUAAGAUUAAGAAGAGAGAAAAUAGAAAGAAACGAGUGUUGAGUGACUCAGAUGAAGAAAUAUUUUCUACAAAGAAGAAAAAGUCAAAUGAAGAUAAUCAUAAGUUAUCACUGAAACCCAAACAUAAGGUCUUUGCUAAAACAGAACUCAAAGAAGUUAAAGCAGCUGACAUCUUUGGCAGUGAACCCAUUAAGAGAACAGAGCCAAAUGUAAAAUCCAAAAGUAAAUUCCAAAAGAAAACUGAAACUGGUAUUCAUUCAGAUGAUGAUUUUGAUAAAAGUCUUUUGGAACUAGAUAGUACUGAAGAAUUAGCUCUGAAUAAUGUUACAAAGGAAACUACCCCUGUAAAAUCUUAUAAUGACAAAUCAAACAUUACUCUAAAUACAACAAAAACUAAUACUAAUAUUAAAAAGAACAAAUCUCUGGAAGUGAACACUUUUAAUGGAAAUGGGAGUUUGACUGCAGAAAAGCAUGCAUCAGAAACUGUUUCACCAAAAGCAAAAACAAGACACCUUGAUUUAUCCUCAGAGAAUACAUAUGAAUCAAAGCUAAACAAAUUCAGCAAAUCAAAGCAAGAUGUUAAUAAGUCAAAGGCGAGUAACAGUAGAAAUGAGAAUGCAUCCCCAAAUGAAAAAGAUAUUUUUGAAGCAACAGACUUGGACCUAGAUUCAAGUCAAGUAAAAAGCAAGAAGAAAUUUGAGAAGAGCCUGAAUGAGUCUGUUCUUACUGACGAAGAGAGAUACGAACGUAAACGACAUUGGGCAGCUUUAUACCAAAAGUAUUUGAACAGGUCAGGACCUAAACAUUUAGGAGCUAAAACCAUUCCUGAGGGUACACCAAAUUGCUUAAAAGAUUGUGCCUUUUUGUUAACUGGUGUGUUGGACUCCUUUGAAAGAGAUGAGGUGUCUGAAGCUAUUACGAAACUGGGUGGGACUAUCAAAAACUCUAUCAGCAAAAAGGUAACACACGUCUUGGCUGGAGAGGACGCGGGUCCGGCGAAAAUAGCGAAAGCUCAAGACCUAGGUAUUAAAAUAAUAAAUGAAGAUGAGUUUCUGGAAUUGAUAGUGGCUUUGUCCAAAGGAAACACGACUGAAAGCAAAAAUGGUAUCAAAAAAGAAAAAAAAUCGAUUCCAAAAUCGAAUAAGGAAAAGCAUCAUACAGUAAAUAAAAAUAAUCAUAAAUCUGACACCAGUACAAGCAAUGAGAAAUCUGUAGAAGUUAAAACUAGCCCAAAAGUUAUCAAAAGCGAAAUUGUUGAUGUAAAUGUAAAAAAAAUGGAAGCAGAUAAAAAUGAAUACAAGUCUACUGACCCAGAAAGUAAACCCAAAUUAAGUACAAAUAUACCUGAAAGUAAUGUAAAAGUGAAUUCUACUAAUGAUUUACAGGUCUGCUCAAGUACAAAACCGGCAACAGUUGCGGUGCAGUCUGCAAUGUGGGUGGAAAAAUAUAAACCACAAUCACUGAAGCAAAUUAUUGGUCAACAUGGGGAAGCUAGCAACGUUAAAAAAUUAUGCAACUGGCUUACCAAAUGGUAUGUGAAUAGAAAAGCGAAACUACCAAAACCUAGCCCGUGGGCGAAAAACGAUGACGGAGGAUAUUAUAAAGCAGCUUUGCUGUCGGGACCUCCGGGCGUUGGUAAGACGACGACGGUGACAUUGGUGUGCAAAGAGCUUGGGUUCGAUGUGGUGGAGUUCAACGCCUCCGACACGAGGAACAAGACCCUGAUAAAGGAACAGAUCGGCGAGUUGUUGACCACUACUUCCCUUUCCGGAUAUGCCAAGGGUAUGACGGGCAAGCAAGCAGUGUCGAAGAAACAUGUUUUAGUAAUGGACGAAGUUGACGGUAUGGCUGGCAACGAAGAUAGAGGCGGCCUCCAGGAGUUGAUAAGUCUCAUAAAAACAGCAUCAGUACCCAUCAUCUGCAUGUGCAAUGACAGAAACAGCCAAAAAAUGAGAUCUCUCGUCAAUUAUUGCUACGAUUUGAGAUUUAACAGGCCUCGGGUUGAUCAAAUAAAGGCGGCGAUGAUGUCGGUGUGCUGCAAGGAGGGCAUCAAGGUGCCGGGCGAGGCGCUGUCGCAGCUGAUCGUGGCCGCCAACCAGGACGUGCGUCAGACGCUCAACCUGCUCUCCAUGUGGGCUGUGGACCGCGGCCGCGCCGACGCCGACCGCCUCGCGAGAGACGCCUCGCAGACUAAAAAAGAUAUCAAACUCGGGCCAUGGGAAGCCAUACGCAAGGUGUUCUCUGCGGAAGAACAUAAGAGCAUGAGCAUUCACGACAAAAGUGAUCUGUUCUUCUACGACUACAGCCUCGCGCCGUUGUUCGUGCAGGAGAACUACCUGCAAGUUGCGCCACACUGCCCCAAGCAUGAGGUGUUGGAGCGACUCAGCAGGGCAGCCGACAGCAUCAGCGUCGGUGACCUCGUCGAGGCGAGGAUUCGCGGCAGCCAGGCCUGGAGCCUUCUGCCCAUGCAGGCGAUGUACAGCUCAGUGAUUCCCGGGCACGCGAUGGCGGGCCACGUGACCGGCCAGAUCCAGUUCCCGGGCUGGCUCGGCAAGAACUCGCGCAAGAACAAGAUGCACCGCCUCGGCCAGGAGAUCCACGCGCACACCAGGCUGAGCACCUCCGGUUCCAAGUCGUCUAUAUUCCUAGACUACUGCACGCACCUGCGCGAUGCCAUAGUGACGCCGCUCAUCCGAGACAAGAACGACGGCAUCGCUCAGUCCUUGGAAGUGCUGGAGGCGUACCAUCUGUUGAGAGACGAUUUGGAAUCCUUGACUGAAAUGUCGCUGUGGCCCGGCCAAAGGAAUCCUAUGAUUCUAAUAGAUUCGAAGGUAAAAGCGGCAAUGACCCGCACGUACAACAAGAAAGCGAUGGCGCUGCCGUACGCGCCGGGGGCGGUGAAGCGCGCGCGGGCCGCCGACGCCGACGACGCGGACGUCGACGCCGACCACGAGCACGAUGACAGCGACCCCGAGAAUGACCUUCUCAUUAAGAAAAAAAAGAACACUGAGAAAACCGGAGGUAAAAAAGAUGAAGCUUGUACUAGUAAAGACAAGCCUAGUUCGAGCAAAGGCAAAGGAAAGACAAAGUAGUUAUACUCUGAAACACACCCAACUUGUCAGCAGAAAAAAGCGCGAAAUUCAAAUUUUCUAUGGGAAGUCAACUAGGCGCCUAAUUAUUUUUUUAUUUGCCACCUCUCUCUACUGGCAAGGUCGCUGUCCUAGAAGGAUAGUUGUAGUAAACACGCCGUAGACCCUCUUGACAAUCUAACCAUUCCAGUAAUAUAAUGUAUUUCGGACCGAGUUACUGAUUGAUCUAUCCUCGUAAGGGCCAAGGUCCUACUUAAAAGACUUAUUCAGUUCGAUGAAUUUAAUCAUAAUCAAUUGGAACAGAGUUGCUUUGUUUCAUUCAAAAUUCAAACAAAAUAAAAUCAACUGUAUUCCCUGAGCUAAAAUUUCAGUGGCAAAUUUUGGAUAUAUCAUUUGUAUGUCUGAGCCUUAGGAGGCUAAAACUUUCAUGAUUUGUUCAGCCGUUCAUAUUUAUUGUAUAACCAAAAAUAAUCCCUCACCAUGACACGCCACGAUAACCCCAUAAUAUUAACAAAGCGAUAUCAGUGCAGGCAGCUGGUUCAUAACUAUUUUACGAUUGACCAUUAUCAUUUGCCUAAUUCGUGAAGUAAUUGUGCCUUUUAUUAUUUUUAUUAAUUUUUAACCAGACUACAUCAAGAUGGAGCCAGCUAUUUCAUAAACUGGCCCUGCUCCAUGAAGUGGUCGGACAGAGGUCUCGAUACAGAGGUGGGCAAUUGGGCAUGACUGCCAGUGCUCAAGUACCCAAAUUCAAAUAAAUGCUUACGAUAUAAAUGUUCGCCUGUAAAACAAAACCAAAUGAAUCCUUAUGGGACGAGCACGGAAUAAUCUCUAAAUCAAACUUUUUUCCCUAUGUAUUCCCCUGUUUUAAGUGCGCGAAGUAUAAAGUUUUAGGCUUAUGUUUUCGAUUAAAGGCCAGUUGCACUAACCACAAUCGACAGACUUAUCAACCUUACAUAGCAGAGAAUUAUGAAACUACAUACAAUUUAAAAAAAAUCAAAAAAUGGGCCGCAAACUCGACUUUACUGCUUAAAAAAUAGGUCGCGGAAUGCGUAGUAUAUAGUCAGAUAAAAAUUAAAAACAUUGCAGUCACAAUUUGCAAUGUUGCAUACAAUAGUACAUUGUUGGAGAGGCCGGAAAACCGCUCAAAGAUGGACGAGUGAGUUAGUGGAGGCCCUCAAAUAAUACGGUCCAUCUUUAGCGUUUCCGGCCUAGGCAUUACAUAGUACUUCUCACGACUACUGCGAGGAAAUAAGAAAACAUUUGCAUAACUAUAAAUACUUAAAUAGAAAUUAAUAUUUAUACUAGCGUAGCGUGAGGACAAUUGUUGAAAGAAAGCGAUGUAUUUCUGCCAGGUACAUUUAUAAUUUGUUCACUAGAGGAACUCAUUUUUAUACUGUAGAUCCGUGUUUUUUGUAUUUUGAGUGAAACACAAUUUACACUAUCCAAUUCAGUAAGUAUUUUUCGAUGAUGAUGGCGAUGAGAAAGUGAUUGGCUAUGCUAUCACAUAUUUCAAAAACAACUGAUGUGACAUGGUGUGGACACACUAUCCCGUGUCAAUUACGUAGGUCCUAUUCCUCCCGUUCCUGGAUUUCCAACUAUAUUCACUUCUUGCGUAUCUUUGGCGGUAGGACAUCUCCCCAAAUUGCCUUAUAUCCAGAGAUAACUCGAUUUUGGAACCAAUGUAAUAAUUUUGUAAUUAUAUAAAUCGCAAACAUCACAAAUGAAAUUAUUUUAGAUUAGACAGAAUCUCGCUCUGGCGGAAUAAGGUUUACAAAAUUUGAUGUAGGAAUUAUGUGAUAGGCUGAACGACUAAGUUGCGUUUUAUCUUUUUUUAACCCUUUACAUGUCAAUGGAGACUGGUUAGGAAAAAUUUCAAAAAUACGGGCAAAAGUUAUUUCUAAAGUUUGGACCGUAUAAUUUCAUAAAGGGUUAAAGAUUGAUAUAGAAUAGACUGUAAGUACUGGCACUUAAGGCGCCGUGAGUUCAGGUUCUUCUCCCACUCUCACUGAGCGUGAGCGAGAUGGCUAUGCGUGCCCGAGCUCGCGGUUAUCAUUGUUAUGUUUAGUUAGUUUUAUAAAAAAAAAUCGACGAGUUACAUCAAAAAUAAAAUUCCUUAUUUACGGAAGCAAUUCAACUAUUUUUGACUUUUGUGUAAAAUUUAUUAUGUUGCAUUUUAGACCUACAUAUGUUCGUGUUUUUUUUUUCGAUCGAUCGAGAGAAUUAUGUUAAACCGUAUUCGUAUUGUGAUAAAAAAAGCACUACUAUUACUAUUGAUCAUAAACUCUGCUGGCUGAAUCUACGGCACCUUAAGUAUUAUGGUGACAACUCUGAGACUAGCGUUCUCGCGUGCGUGUUAUAGAGCGCUAGAUGUAUUAUAUAUAGAGAGAGCACUACGGAAACGCGCGCGAGAACGCUACUCAUGCUAGCCGGUCUGAUAGAUAACCCCUGCAUGUAUUUUUAUGUAUAUAGUCUUCCCUGCUUAUGGCGUUUUAGGCUGGCCACUCACGUUCAGUUUAACUGUUUUUUUUUUAACCAAUUUUCGGCGCCACUUAAAACAUCAGGUUUAGAAGUAGUAAUUAGGGUCGACAGUUCUCACUGACAUAUAAAAUCUUCUGUUGUUAAAACUGUACACGAAGGUAGCCGCAAACAACUGAAGUAGAUGGCGCUGAUUCACUGAACGGCGCUACCUACUUUAUGAUUACUGGUUUGUCAAACAGCGCCAAAGACACAUAAUAUACGGCGCGGUACAGGCCCGGGUGUCAUGUUCUUGAGCACGGUAUUUGGCACAAUUGUACGCGACUUUGUGUUCCAUUGCGUAUGUUAAUAAUAAUGAUCGGCUGAUUUUUAAAUGUAUGCUUUUGACGCACAUUCUGCGUUACUUACAAUCGGUAAAAUCGUUAGUGGCCAGCAUAAUAAUGUUAAUUAUACACCAACAAAUCUUGUACCUUAACAAAUUUCAUUUCAAUAAAUAUUAUUAUUGUAACAAAACCGUGUUUAGUUAUUUAGUUAUGAGUUGUCUAAUUAAAAAUGCGUAUGUACAGUCAGCGUCAAAUACUUUGUAGCAACCAAAGUAGCCAAAUAGUUCGGUACACCAUAUAUUUAGUAUGGUGUACCGAACUAUUUGGCCACUUUGACUGCUACAAAGUAUUUGAAGCUGACUGUACCUACAUUUUCGCCAAUCCUAACUGUAAUUGUGUACUGUUACUUAUUGAUUAUAUGACUAGUUUUAAAUAAAACGUAGCAUCAUUUUUGAAUGUGUAAAUACAAGCAAAUUACCUCGGUCAACCGACA
Molecule: messenger RNA, 6609 nt
Organism: Cydia pomonella (codling moth)
Lineage: Eukaryota; Metazoa; Arthropoda; Insecta; Lepidoptera; Tortricidae
Gene: Gnf1
Product: replication factor C subunit 1
Exons: 18
Coding region: 130-3321 (1063 amino acids)
Biological process (GO): DNA replication; DNA repair
Cellular component (GO): nucleus; DNA replication factor C complex
Molecular function (GO): DNA clamp loader activity; ATP binding; DNA binding
Source: RefSeq, a predicted model, not a curated record